UGGGUAAGGGCAGGUUCUCCUUCUCCUCUCUCUCUCUGUAGGAACCCACCUGCUCUCUCUGCGGUUUAUAUAACCUGCUCUCAUUACACAUUUCUUUUUUUAAGAAUAAAACGGAUAUUUGGACAGAAGGUCACGGUCAUGCAUGACCAUAAAGUCUAAUUCACCCUAAAUAUAUUGAAGAGCUGACGUUCCAGGACGAAGGAGGAGUUUUCUGUGUUAUUUGGCUUGUCAGGUUUCCUACUUCUUGGAUUUUAUCUUCAAACCAUGGGUGUAAUUUUAGAUCUACUGCAUUCAUGUAGGCAUCAUUAGAGACCGUUUCACUUUCCCUUGAGAGCCAGCCAUCCAUCCAUCCAUCAAACGGAAAAAGGAAUAUGGCAAAAAAUGUGAGCGAAGUCCCGAGGGAGGAUUUGAGCAAAAUCUCAGACGAGGAACUCCUCAGACUCAGCAAAGAUGAGCUGGUUCGAAAGCUCCGCAGGGUCGACAGCGAAAGGAUCAGCUUAAUGGUGGAGCACGGGAACAUGAUGCGAGACGUGAACCGGAGACUCCAGGUUCACCUGCACGAGAUCCGCAAUUUGAAAGAAGUCAACCAGAAGCUGCAGGAUGACAACCAGGAGCUCAGGGAACUGUGCUGCUUUCUGGAUGACGACCGGCAAAAGGGCAAAAAGCUGUCGCGCGAGUGGCAGCGCUUCGGCAGGUACACGGCCGGCGUGGUCUGGAAGGAGGUCGGAUUCUAUCAGCAGAAACUGAAGGAGCUGGAGGUGAACCAGGAGACCAUCAUGCGAGAGAAUGUGGAGUUAAAGGAGAUACUCAUCAUGCUAGAGGAGGAGAGGAACGGUGCCGGGUCGAGGAGCUCUAUAGACAGCCAGUCCAGCUUGACCAACCUGAACGGGGGUACAAAUAACGUAAGGGAUGUGGGGGACGGAAGCAGUACGUCUAGUACUGGAAGCGCUGGAAGCCCGGACCACCAUCACGGUCACGGUCACAAACCUGUCGAGGGCAAAAUAACGGCUAUUAGAAGGUCUAUGGACGAUCUGUCAACUAACCACCUCCAUCGGAGCAUCCCGAAUGGACUGAACGAGUCCUCGAACUACAUCCACCAGCUGGAGACGAAAGUUCGGAUUCUAGAGGACGACAACAAGCAGGUUUUCUCGCAGGGAAAUGUCGGAGAUUUGAAGACCCUGAAGAAAGGCUUGUCGCUGUAUCACUCCGAGUCGCAACUCUCUGCACUCUCCAAGCAGCAAGACAGCUUACAGAAUGGCACUGCUCGACUCCCGGGUGGAGAUCUGUCCUCGCCCAUCACGCCAUACAUAACGUCCACUCAGAAACCAGAAGCUCUGGUUCAUGCCAUGAAGGUAUUGGAGGUCCACGAGAACCUGGACAGACAGAUUCCCGAGGACUACGAGGAGGAUCUCAGCGAGAAAGAGAAAGCUAUCGUGAGGGAAAUGUGUAACGUGGUGUGGCGUAAGCUCGGUGAUGCAGCAGGCUCCAAACCCUCCAUCCGGCAGCAUCUCUCCGGAAACCAGUAUAAAGCGCCGAUGUAGCUCUGGCCUCGACCAGCACAGACGCCAACACACCAGUCCGCCCAAAACCAGCGUAACUCCAGAGCACUUCAGAAAAGCAAUCAAAAACCUGCACUCCGAAGGCUCCGUGCCGGCAGCCAUGUUUUAGCGUACGCUGGACGUGUUCGGUCCAAUCAAAUCACGCAACAAAGAUAUAAGGCAGCUAGUGGCAUACAUUAGAAAUCCUGACUUUACUCUCCAUCAGCAAUGGAGCUGGUUCACUCAGUCAAUGAUCCUAAAGCGUCAAGACCUUCUUCUUUCAGGAAAAUAACUAUCACGAUGUAGCAAUCGACCCUCUGUGUCUCCAUUCUCUACAGAGGUUUAAACAUGUUCACGCCAUGAUCACAUCACUCCUUAUCAUGUCUGCUUCCACGUUUUCUGUUCUUUUUUUCAAGAUGCAAGCACUCAGUGUUAGACGAAACCUUUUAAUCCAAGUAGAAAUCAUGUGUAAAAAAAAAAAACCUUCAUCGGCUGUGGAUUUUCCAUCUCAUGUUGUAUCACAGCGUUAUUUUUGACCUCGAAGGCAUUUUAUACUCAAUCGCUGACAAUCGUUUGCAAAUGAUAAACUGUUAAAACUCCUUCGCAUCAGCUGAAGCUUUAGGCUUAACAUAGAAGUACACAGUAGGGGUGUACUUACUGGAUUACUGGAGUAAAACCGUACCUGGUCUUCAUGCUACGUAGCAGAAUCGUUUAUGCUGUGAGACUAGCGCUACGUUCAAACUAGCACAACUUAGAAGGAAGAAUCCCUGUUAGCGUUGGACAAACCCUAAUGAUUGGGUAAAAUGUUUUAAACAGUAACAUUAGAUCGUGACCUUUCAUAGAACGUUAUGAUGGAAGGAAGUAGCGAAAAAAGAACAUUGGUGCACACGUCAAGAACUUAGUUAGCACCGAGUAAGUCCGACUUACUUUCGUUUGCGUUGAUCAGGCUAGCUUUAAACGAUCAAUAUAGCUAGAACUUUUUCAGUGUUAGGCCACGCCCACAAGGGGCACCAACAAACAAAACAGCAGAUUGCUAGUGUGAACGUAUGGGUAGGACUUUUUUUUUUUUUUUUUUGAGCCCUCUAGCCAAACGUGGCGUCAUACUUGUACGCAAGAUUGUCACGUACGAAUGUUUGUGUAGAUGCUUUGUCAAAAAAUGCCAGACUGCACCUUUAAAUCCUCGCAGCUGCCACAAAAGAUAUUUGCUGCAUUCGUGCUGUAUCUCAGUGACAUUUUAGAUUUUUUUCCGUCUAAUAAAAGAUUCCAAUCAGGA
Silurus meridionalis is the source of this 2811-nucleotide messenger RNA. It is a transcript of the gene ccdc85ca, whose product is annotated as coiled-coil domain containing 85C, a. Gene Ontology annotation, cellular component: apical junction complex. The transcript has 7 exons. NCBI's taxonomy places the organism in Eukaryota, Metazoa, Chordata, Actinopteri, Siluriformes, Siluridae. The record is from RefSeq and is a predicted model, not a curated record. The coding region runs from base 372 to 1541 and encodes 389 amino acids.